Malus domestica (apple) is the source of this 6614-nucleotide messenger RNA. RefSeq names its product mediator of RNA polymerase II transcription subunit 13. The record is from RefSeq and is a predicted model, not a curated record. Gene Ontology annotation, biological process: positive regulation of transcription by RNA polymerase II. Gene Ontology annotation, molecular function: transcription coactivator activity. NCBI's taxonomy places the organism in Eukaryota, Viridiplantae, Streptophyta, Magnoliopsida, Rosales, Rosaceae. Gene Ontology annotation, cellular component: mediator complex.
ACCGCAGCUCCCGUAAGAUAAGAGUGACAUAAAGGAUCCGAAUGAGUGUGUAAUAGGAUCCGGACGAGAUCCGACGCUCUACACUUCUUACUUGAUUCGAUCCAAAAUUCAUUCCACUUGGACUGUUGAGACUUGAGUGAAGAAGAAAACCCCUCUGUUAGAAAAUCCCCGAUUGAAUUUUCCCGGUAACCAAACAGCACACAAGAGGUGAGAGAUGCUUGGGGAUUGGAUUUGAUAUGAGUUUAGUAUCAUAAAAGAAGGGUCCUGAGUAGUGAAUAGCUGAGGGGCAAGGAGCUUUGCAGCUUUACCAUCAUAUUCACAAGGAAUGUGGACGAAUGUUUUCAAAAUCGGUGGUUUUCAUCAAGUAUCAUGGUUUCAGUUUCUUCCCCAUGAGUCUGAGUUGAUCCCACUACCAGAUAAAAGUGCGAAAGAUGCUGCCACACGGCUGGUACUUUCAUCACAUGUACAGUUGCAGAAGGAUGGAUUUCUCAGCACAUGGACCAAUUCCUUUGUUGGGCCUUGGGAUCCAUCUCAAGGUGUGCACAAUCCAGAUGAGAAAAUUAAACUCUGGCUUUUUCUUCCUGGGCGGCAUUCAACUGUUGCUGACUCUGCUCAAGCUGCAGUCUCUAAAUUAAGAGUUGUUGCAUCUGGACUUUGGAUGUCCCCUGGGGACUCAGAAGAGGUUGCAGCCGCCCUUUCUCAGGCUUUAAGGAAUCGUAUAGAAAGAGCACUAUCUGGACUUGCCUACAUGAGAUUUGGAGAUGUAUUUUCAAAGUUCCACCCAUCAGAAAGUGAAGAGCUUCUCAGGAAAGGGCAGCCUACAGUUGAAUUUAUCUUUGCUGCCACUGACGAGGGAAUCUUUGUGCAUGCUUUAGUAUCUGCAAAGCAUGUCCGAGCACUUUCCAAUGGAGAUCUAGAGAGAAGACUAAAGCAUUCUUCCAAAAAUAGUGGUUGUGGGCUUCCAGUGAUUGUUUCUCCUCAUGGAAUGUGUGGUAGGCUAACUGGAUGCUGUCCAAGUGAUCUUGUCAAACAAGUGUAUUUUAGUUCUAGCAAGUUUAAGACUGGAAACGGUUUUAUUGGUUUGGCAAACCAUGCCUCACAAGGUUCUGGUUGCCAACUAAGGGGUCAAAAUUGCUAUGUUGAAGUUACCCUUGGUUGUCCUAGACCUGGAAGUGACAGGUCCUUGCAAGCAAACUCAAACUCCUUAAGAAAUACAGGAAAGCAUAACCUUUCUGAAUCUCCUGCUUUGGGAAGAGGUGAUCAGAAGUUGGCAUUGGAUAAUUCAUCUGUUUAUGAAAAAACAUUUGUAUAUCCGGCUGAGGCAGUGCUUGUCCCGGCCCUGCAAGUGGCCAGAUCAUCUCUGAAGAGAUUAUGGCUACAAAAUUGGAUUGGACCCUCCAUGGCUGGCUCAUCUUUCUUUAUGCUUUGUUCUGAAAACAUAGAACCUGUGGAGGACUGGAAUGAAACCGAUGGGAUUCGCACUCAACGUUGGUAUAAUAGUAGCAGCAACAGUAAUAGUAGCAGCAUUAGUAGCAUAAGCAGCAGCUCCAGCGAUAGUGAUUACACGAUGGCUACAGGAGCCAGCGAACUAGAGGCAGAUGCCGAUUCUUUAACCUGUAGACAGUCUGGGUUAUCUUUUAAUGAUCGGUUGGGAAAUGAUAUCUCCAAAUCGGGUUUUAAGCGUCCGCGAGCUGGAAUGGCAGAUUCAUUUGCUGAAGUAGGUACAGCUACAAGUGCUUCUCUGCAGGAUGCAUACAACUCUGAUUUUAGUUCCAUGGAAGUUAGCAACUCAGCAAUCCCUGGACUUGCAAAUGAGCAGAUUGGAUCUCAUUGGGAUUGGGAUGUUGAUGACAGAGAUGGCACUGAUAUCCAUGCUUUGAUUAAUGAAUUUGGAGAUUUCGGUGACCUCUUUGAAGAUGAUGUUUUGCCUUUUGGGGAGCCCCCAGGAACUGCCGAAUCUCAGUCUCUCAUGUUUUCUGCACCAGACCCUGGCGAUGUAGUUGACAAUCCAGUUGGGAUGAUGGAUGUUUCUGAUCAGUUGCUUUUGUCUGACGGCUUUGCAUCCUUUGAAAGCUUUAUUCCACCCCCUCCAGCAGCCAUGGAAGAGCCGCUCAUUAAAAAUCAAGAAGUCAUCAAUAGUGUGAUGUCCUCAGCUCCAGUCAACUGCUCUUCAGCAUCUAAUAUAAGUGAAUUUGAUCAUAUAAUAAAAGCUGAGGCACUGAUGACAUUUGCUCCUGAAUAUGGAGCUGUUGAAACACCUACAAGUGAAGUUUCAUCGUCCGUUUUUAGAAGCCCAUACUUGCCAAAAUCUCGAAAAGCGGAGAGUUCAAAUUCAAACUCAAGCAUUUACACAUAUGGUCCAACACCACCUUCUUCUUGCUUUGAUGGAUCUGAUGAGAAGACUGGCAUGCCAAUAAAUUCAAAAUCAUGUCCUGGAAAGAAGGAUGCAAGCGAUAUUAUCCGGUCGAAGAAUUAUUACACUCAUGUGGAGAGUGGAAAAGAUCAACAAGAUGGAAGAUUGCUUACAGGUAGUAAUGGAAUUGUGCUCGCCCAUGAUGGUGCAGCAUCAUCUCCUUUCCCAAUUCUCAAUUCUACAAAUGCUGUUAAAGUGGCCCAGAGGAAAAUCACUGAAGGCAGAUUUGAGUCAGAAAAUCCCUUUCUGUCUAUGAGGACCAUUCUUGCGACUGAAGUUGAGUGCAUUCUAUUUCAAACUUCAAUGUGUAGAAUACGGCACACCCUAUUGUCUUCAAGCAGUCUCUCAUCUACUGGUUUCAGUAGUCUGCCAGGUGACCAAAGUGUCAUGCCAGAAAACAUGUCUGGAAAGUAUGAGGCUAAGAGGAAAGAAUCGAUACCCGUUAGAAUUGCUGGUGAUAUUGAUAGAGGAAUGACAGAUGGGCAUCCUAAUGCACCUGUGGGUGUCUGGCGCACUGUAGGAGCUCCUAGAGCCCCUAAACCCACAAGUUCAUCUAGUAAAGAAAUUAGCCCGUCUUUGCCUCAUUCUUCCUUCAAUGAAGAAAGUUUACUAUCCUAUGGGCAAAGACAACCACUUCAGGAACUUCUGGAUGGAUUUACAUUACUCGUACAGCAAGCUACAUCCUUUGUUGAUUUGGCCCUAGACUCAGAUUGUGGUGAUGGUCCUUAUGGUUGGCUGGCAUUACAAGAGCAAUGGAGGAAGGGAUUUUCUUGUGGGCCUUCUAUGGUCCAUGCAGGUUGUGGGGGCACACUGGCUUCUUGUCACUCCCUGGACAUUGCUGGUGUGGAGUUAGUUGAUCCACUCUCUGCAGAUGUUCAUGCUUCAUCUGUGAUUAGUUUGCUGCAGUCUGACAUAAAGACGGCACUAAAGUCUGCAUUUGGUAUUCUGGAUGGGCCAAUGUCAGUCACUGAUUGGUGUAGAGGUCGCAACCAAUCAGGUGAAAGCACGCUUGAUGGAUAUUCUGCUGAGUCCGCUAUAAGUGAAUGUAGAGAUGUUGCACCUUCUAUUGGAGAACCAUUGAGCCCGUCUCCAUCUAGUUCUGCUGGAUCAACUUACAUUAAAGUUUCCAGUGCAAUGGAUGGAGUAAAAGCGGAAGAGACAUCCCAAAGAAGAUCAAACCAAGACAACUGCACUUCUGAGUCUGACCUGCAGACAUGCUCCCGGCUAAGACCUACACUUUUUGUUAAUCCGUUGCCUGCUAUACUUGUUGGGUAUCAGGAUGACUGGCUUAAGACAUCAGCAAGCUCUCUGAAACAUUGGGAAAAGGCUCCGCUUGAGCCAUAUGCUCUACAAAAACCUAUUACUUAUUCUGUUGUAUGUCCAGACAUUGAUCCCCUUGCAUCUGCUGCUGCUGAUUUUUUCCAACAACUAGGAACUGUCUAUGAAACAUGCAAACUGGGAACUCAUUUACCCCAGAUUGUUGGGAACCAAAUGGAGGUGGACUCUGGGAGAAGGCCAUCUCCUGGGUUUGUCCUACUUGAUUGCCCUCAAGCAAUGAAGAUGGAAAGCAGGAAUGCAUCUUUUGUGAGCUCAAUAAGUGAUUAUUUUCUCUCUCUUUCGAAUGGAUGGGACCUGACAAGCUACCUUAAGUCUCUCUCAAAGGCACUCAGAGGUUUGAAACUUGGUCACUGCUUGUCCACAAACGCAAAAGAAGGAAGUAGUGGUCCUUCAACGGUGAUUUAUGUUGUGUGCCCCUUCCCUGAGCCUAUUGCAGUUUUACAGACUGUCAUUGAGUCUUCUGUUUCUAUCGGAUCGGUCAUUUUCCAAUCAGACAGAGAAAGGAGAUCUCUAUUGCACAGUCAGGUUUCCAAGGCAUUGAGCUAUUCGGCAACAGUGGAUGAGGCAUCAAUAUCAAAUAUUUUAGUACUUUCUGGUUUUAGUAUUCCUAAAUUGGUACUGCAGAUUGUGACAGUGGAUGCCAUUUUUAAAGUUACAAGCCCAUCACUGAAUGAGCUUGUAAUUCUCAAGGAGACUGCUUUUACUGUUUACAACAAGGCUCGCCGAAUAUCACGAGGAGCAUCUAGUGAUGCAGUGCAAUCAUCAUCACUGUCUAAUAGACCACAUGCUGUCCUCACACAAAUGUCGUCUCCUACUCCGGGGAUGUGGAAGGAUUGUGUUGGCUCUCGAAUUACUGGGCAUUCCCUUCCAAGAGAGGGUGAAAUUGAUGCUAGUUUGAGGACUGGUGGCUGGGAUAGUUCAUGGCAAACAACAAGAAGUGGAGCAGUAAGCUGUGAUCCCAACAGAAUUGGAGAUUUUUUUCCGCAAGAUGAGACUCGCUACAUGUUUGAGCCACUUUUUAUCCUUGCGGAACCUGGUUCUCUAGAGCGUGCAUUGUCACCCUUAGCUUUUGGUAAUUUGUCAUUAGAAUCUUCAAAGCCAUUGUCAGAUGACAGUAGUGGAGGCUUUCUGCAGAAUGCAAGUUUGGGUGGAAGUGCGGAUUCUGGAUCAGGCUCUCAAGAUGGAUCUGAGCUAGAUAAGACUCCAAGCCUGCAUUGUUGCUACGGAUGGACAGAGGACUGGCGUUGGCUAAUAUGUAUCUGGACAGAUUCAAGGGGAGAAUUACUUGAUAGCCACAUAUUCCCUUUUGGUGGAAUCAGCAGUAGACAGGACACAAAGGGGUUGGAAUGCCUUUUUGUGCAAGUUCUGCAGCAAGGCUGUCAGAUACUGCAGGCAUGCUCUUCUGAUACUGGUGUUGCCAAGCCAAGGGACUUUGUGAUUGCACGCAUUGGAAGUUUCUAUGAACUUGAAUACCAAGAGUGGCAGAAAGCAAUUAAUUCAGUUGGGGGUUCAGAAGUGAAAAAAUGGCACUUGCAACUGCGGCGAUCUGUGUCUGAUGGGAUGUCUGCUAGUAGUAAUGGGCCUUCCAUGCAACAGCAGGAAAUGAGUAUGAUUCAAGAAAGAACCCUACCUUCUUCACCUGGCCCUCUGUAUGGCAGCUCUCACUCAAAAAUGUCUGGAUAUAUGAAAGGUGGCUUAGGACAACCUUCUGUCAGAAAGCAGCUCAUGGGCACACAGUUAAUGGACAGCUCAAGGAGUUUGCUUCAGUGGGUGCAAAGUAUCAGCUUUGUUACAAUUGCAAUUGAUCACUCUUUGCAUCUUGUUUUUCAAGCAGAUACACAAUCUCCGGGUGCUCAAGGUGCUGUCGGUAUGGGCUCGUCAGCAUAUCUGGAAGGCUUCACACCUGUGAAGUCUCUUGGUUCCACACCUGCUUCUCACAUUCUGAUCCCAUCACCGAGCAUGCGAUUCCUCCCGCCAACACCUCUUCAGCUGCCCACGUGCCUCACUGCCGAAUCACCUCCACUAGCCCAUCUCCUUCAUAGUAAAGGCUCUGCUAUCCCCCUUUCUACUUGUUUUGUGGUUUCCAAAGCUGUACCUACUGUGAGGAGAGAUCGUAGGAGCAACUUGAAAGAAGAAUGGCCUUCAUCUCUUUUGGUCAGUCUUAUUGAUCAUUAUGGAGGUAAUAGCUUUAGCCAAGACAAACUCAUGAGGGGUAAUACCAAACAAGCUGGAAGGAGUCCAAGCUUGGAAGCUAGAGAAUUGGAGUUUGAGACUCAUGUCAUUCUGGAAUCCCUGGCAACCGAGCUUCAUGCGCUCUCAUGGAUGACUGCGAGUCCAGCGUACCUGGAGAGGCGAAGUGCACUGCCGUUUCAUUGCGAUAUGGUUUUGAGAUUGAGGAGGCUUUUGCAUUUUGCUGACAAGGAGCUCUCCAGGCAUCAAGAGAAGGCUUAGAGAAGGUAAAAUCAAGUGAUCACUUGGCCAUGUAUUGGUAAAUAUAUAUGUAUGUUUAGGUAUGAAAUCCCCAAGUGAACUGUCGAAGGCCGUGGCACAGUUUAGUACGAUUUUUGUAAGAUGGGGAAUCCUAGAUGUAAUUUUAGCCUGCUAAUUCAUAGCCAUCUUUUUCCAGAUGGAUGUAAACGAAAAUAGGCGGUUUGGGAAGAAAUAGUUAGAUCUGAUAGGUGUAGAUUAUCAUGAUGUAUAUCAACAGUUGGAAGGAUAGAUUAAUAUGAAGAUUAAGGUGGUUGGAAGGAGAUUAUCAAUGUGUUCCUCUUGUUCUGCAUGAAUAGUUUGUAAUAAAUGAAUCAAGGCGUGAUUACAGUUUCAAUUUGUUUAUUUUUAUUCCACAACACAGCAAACUUUGGAA